CCAAAUGAUUUGAGUUAGCUCAAAGAUCAUGUCAAAUAUUGACUGGCACCGAAAUUGUCCAUUUUCUUCGACUUCUUAGAAACUUCCAGUCCUUGAAAACGUUUUUUCUUCAUUUAAAAUGGCAUCACUGCUAAAUGAGGACAAAGAUUAAAGCUUAUGUAGCGAAAGUGACUUUUCAUCCUCAUCUCGGUAAAAAAAAGCCCAGAUUCUAAAAUUUGUGGCCUCUACUCAAGCAAGCCGUUCGCAUCUCAACCCUCCCCCAUCCAUUUUCGGCCCAGCCUUCUCUCUUUCAUCAUGUAGACUGUGGCCGGGACGGGAGAGAAUCCGACAAUCUUAAGAUCCACCUUCACUCCUGUCUUUGUUCAUUCUUGGUAGCCUUCUAUCCUUAAACCCGUUGAUUCCUCCUGCCCUGGCUGGUGGGUCUGGGCAUCUUGGAUUGUCAGGAUGAAUGCUCGCUCGCAGAAUUUCGAGAUCUCAUUGGAGCCCCGUCAGUUGGAAGAGGCCGUGUUGUCCCUGUUCCACUCGGUCUUGUUCCAUCGGACUGUGGGCAAGUUCCAUUACACCAAUGAAAGCAGUUUCACAAUUGGUAAUUUGGGGUUUGAGGAUGUGGAUUGCGAUUUCAUCGAUCACACAUACUUGAAAGCUCAAUCCGUGGGAUUGGAUCGAGCAUUAAAGCAAGAGGUGGCCGCUUUUUCCUCAGACCUCAAACGAGAGGGCGUCAACUCGGGUCAAGUGUCGCUGGAGUUCUAUCAGAAGCGGCCCAAGUUAUUCAUGGCAGCCGAUUGCAUCCCUUGGGAGGUGUGGACCCUCCGCACCGAGUUGGUCAACUUCACCUCCGAGCAAGAUCGUCAACGGUGGAGUGAGAAAGUGGGCGAGAUCCUGUCCGAGAAGGUCCGCUACAUCGCCGAGGUCAUGAAUCGCAACGACUUCGUCCCCAAGAUGACCACUCAAGACUAUUUGGACCUCAUCUUUGAUACGCGUUACCCGGAUUGUCAGCCCUAUUUGUUCAAGGUGUCUUACACCACGGCUGGACCGGGACAUCCCUCCUCGGUGGGUCACACGUUCAGACGACUCAUCAAGGACACUUUGGCCAUUUAGAUUGGGUGCAAAAUGAAUGGCUGAUGAGAAAGGGCGUUUCUCUAGGAAUGACUUGAACCCACCACAAAUUCACUCAGCUCUUGAACGGUGAGAUUGACUUCACCUGAAACUUUCCGCCGAAAUACAAUCGUACUAUGUACAAGAAUCAAAA
Molecule: messenger RNA, 1249 nt
Organism: Tigriopus californicus
Lineage: Eukaryota; Metazoa; Arthropoda; Copepoda; Harpacticoida; Harpacticidae
Gene: Atg101
Product: autophagy-related protein 101-like
Exons: 2
Coding region: 445-1098 (217 amino acids)
Biological process (GO): autophagosome assembly; autophagy
Cellular component (GO): phagophore assembly site
Source: RefSeq, a predicted model, not a curated record